Messenger RNA from Protomyces lactucae-debilis, 561 nucleotides. RefSeq names its product ELMO/CED-12 family-domain-containing protein. The coding region runs from base 1 to 561 and encodes 186 amino acids. The record is from RefSeq and is a predicted model, not a curated record. The transcript has a single exon. NCBI's taxonomy places the organism in Eukaryota, Fungi, Ascomycota, Taphrinomycetes, Taphrinales, Protomycetaceae.
AUGGCGCGUGAUUUGCAAAUUGCAUCGAGUCGCCAUGCAGGCUCACAAGGAAGCAACGCGACGCGCGGUAAGCACUGGGAUGCACUUGGAUUUCAAGGGGAGGAUCCAAGUACUGAUUUUCGAGCGACCGGUAAGCUGGGCCUUCGCCAUGUCUCACAUUUUUGCCAAGCACACCCAAUCUAUGCGACGCGUAUGAUCAAGGAGUCCGGUACCGCUGCAGUGACUAUUGAAGGGCCCUGGUAUCCGUUCGCGUUGUGUGCUAUUCACAUCACGGCUUUGCUGCUAACGGUCGUCAAGCUUGGUAGUAUGCAGCGACACUGGCUGCAAGCUGCUGCACGAGAUCCUGUUGAUGGUGUGGCGGCCUUGUCAGAUAAAUUGUUCAGCUAUCUCUUCGUUCGCUGUCAUUUGGACUGGUGUGAGGGUGUUGAUAAGAAGGAAAUCACCAGCAUUCUUGAGUUUGAAGUGUUCUUUGCUGACUUUGCUGCGUAUAUACAACGCGACUUGCAAACAAGACACCGGGAGAAUGAUGAUUUUCAUGUGGCAGCACUCAAGUGGUGGUAG